AUGGCAGCUGGAGAGGAUUUGGCUGGAGGUAAUAGCGUGGCUUGGCAAAGCUUGAGGUUUCCACCGGACUGACAUCCACACUGGGGACACUUGGAGGCUGGAAUCCUGAGACAGGGAGAGGCAAGUUAAACACGAGGCCAGACUUGAACACGGAACCAUGAACUAGACUUGAGACCAGGUAUAGUCACCAUAAAGGGCAACAAACUGGCGUUGGCUAAUGCGUCUGGAUCUCCUUAAGAGCAGAAGCAGGUGAUGAGGUGAAUAGGUCCCAGCUGGUGGAGUCAGGAGCAGAGCAGGAGGGGGAGGGGGAGGAGACUGACAGGCACCAUAAAAUUGAGUUGUAUAAAUCUGUGUGAAUUAUUUAUUGCUUUGACUGCAAUGCUUGAAGUCAAUCAAUUAUCCUCAUUUAUACCAUGGUCCGGGUGAAUACUCGAUUCUGAUUGGCUGCUGGGUAUGCGUUAAAACCUGAUAACCGCACGGUGAAAAAAGAAGUUCCGGUCACAUAUCACUGCGCUAGAAUAAACUUAAAACAUACGUUAAAAGACGUUAUUUCAAAUUUUACAACAACACAGCAAAAGACAUGAGUGAUUUUGUUGUUUCUUUUAACUUGUUCGGUGAAUUUGAUAAUUUUGAUGACUGGGAUGCAGCCACAGAGAAAGAGAGACAAGAACAUCAAAAGAGGGAGAGGAGACACAAAAAAGUGUCACCGGAAGAAUUGAACUAUUUGGAAGAUGACAAGGAUGAGGUAAACACAAAGAAAAUCACGAAAUGGGCAGUUAAUAUAUUUCAAGAAUUCCCGGCUCAAAAAAACAUGGAUAUUAACUUUGAAAACUACACUGCCACCACUCUCAAUGAGAGUCUGCGGCUUUAUAUGCGUCUGUUCAGUCCACUAAGGAAGAAGGAGAGUACAGUGUUGCCAGUCUGAGGAGCUUGAGAGCCGGCAUCAAUCGCCACCUAAGAGACGUCAACAUCAUCAGCGACACCGUGUUUAAGAGCAGCAAUGCGGUUUUUAAGGCAAUAAUGAAGCGCUACAGAAAGAGUGGGAAAGACACCAGCUCCCACCAUCCUCGUAUUCCUGAGUCGGACCUGGAGAAAAUCAGAUGCUCAUCUGCGCUGUCUCCCGACACGCCCCUCGGCCUCGUCAGAAAGGUGUGGUUUGACAUCCAGCUGUGUUUGGCUCGACGUGGGAGGGAGGGGUGCCGUGAGCUGACCAUGGCAUCUUUCAGCAUCCACAGAGACGAGGCAGGCGCGGAAUACCUCAGCCUAUCACAUAAUCCGGACACUAAAAACCACAAAACUCCAAACGACCCACACAAGCAAAACCUAAGAGGUUUUAUGUUUGCAAGACCCGGGGAUCCUCUGUGCCCAAUACAAAGUUUCAAGAAAUACAUCUCUAAAUGUCCCCCAGAUGCAAAAUCUUUUUAUCUGCAUCCGAAGCGCUCCGUCACUGCAGCAGCUGAGGUUUGGUACUCCAGGGAACCGAUGGGUGUCAACUACCUGGGAGCAAUGCUAAAAAAAAUUAGUGAAGAGGUGGGUCUGUCGCAGAUUUACACAAACCACAGCCUGCGGAGCACGGCUGUGGGUCGACUCUCAGACGCCGGUCUGGAAUCACGCCAAAUCAUGUCUGUGACGGGGCACCGCUGUGAAAGCAGCCUGCAGGCUUACUGGGCUCCGUCACUCCAGGAGAGGAGAGAAUGGAGCAACAUUUUGUCGUCCCGCAACGUCGCCACAAGCAGUGGUCAGGGUCCACAAAAACUAAAUAUUGGUCCUUCGAACAGCAAUAUGAUGGACAUGCCAGUAUCUCUGUCAAAUUUUACGAUUAAUGCCAAUGUUGAAUUUAAUUUUAAAUAAAUAAUUCUGUCUUCCUAAAGCCGACUUUUUUGUUCGGUUCAAAGUUAACAGGCUCGAUGUAAAAUAACUUAUUAAUUAAUAAAACCGUUUUUGUUGUUGUUGUUGACAGCUAAUGUUCAGCUUUAUUGUUAGAGAUUUCUUAUAAUAAAAUCUUGGAAGCUA
This is a messenger RNA of Oryzias latipes (Japanese medaka), 2013 nucleotides long. RefSeq lists its product as uncharacterized. Gene Ontology annotation, molecular function: DNA binding. The record is from RefSeq and is a predicted model, not a curated record. NCBI's taxonomy places the organism in Eukaryota, Metazoa, Chordata, Actinopteri, Beloniformes, Adrianichthyidae. Gene Ontology annotation, biological process: DNA integration; DNA recombination.